Mesoplodon densirostris (Blainville's beaked whale) is the source of this 1653-nucleotide messenger RNA. RefSeq names its product alpha and gamma adaptin binding protein (gene AAGAB). The record is from RefSeq and is a predicted model, not a curated record. The coding region runs from base 33 to 980 and encodes 315 amino acids. Lineage: Eukaryota; Metazoa; Chordata; Mammalia; Artiodactyla; Ziphiidae. The transcript has 10 exons.
CUCCUGGAUAGAAACUGUUCGUCGGCGCAGAGAUGGCUGCGGGCGUCCCCUGUGCGCUAGUCACCAGCUGCUCAUCCACCUUUUCCGCAGACCGGCUAGUCCAGCAUAUCCUUGGAACAGAAGAUCUUAUUGUGGAAGUGACUGCCAACGAUGCCGUGAGGUUUUAUCCCUGGACCAUUGAUAAUAAAUACUAUUCAGCAGAUAUCAAUCUAUGUGUGGUGCCAAACAAAUUUCUCGUCACCGCAGAGAUUGCAGAGUCUGUUCAAGCAUUUGUGGUUUACUUUGACAGUACACAAAAAUCUGGUCUCGAUAGUGUUUCCUCCUGGCUUCCACUUGCAGAAGCAUGGUUACCUGAGGUGAUGAUCUUGGUUUGCGAUAGAGUGUCUGAAAAUGGUGUAAACCGACAGAAGGCUCAAGAGUGGUGUAUCAAACAUGGCUUUGAAUUAGUAGAACUUAGUCCAGAAGAGUUGCCUGAGGAGGAUGAUGACUUCCCAGAAUCUACAGGAGUAAAGCGAAUUGUUCAAGCCUUGAAUGCCAAUGUCUGGUCCAAUGUAGUGAUGAAGAAUGAUAGGAACCAAGGCUUUAACCUUCUCAGCUCAUUGGCUGGAGCAAACCAUAGCACUGGAUCAGCAGAGGCCUGCCACUCAGAGCAGCCCCAGUUGCCAGCAGCAGAGAGGACUGAACCCCUCUUGGAUAAUCGAGGUGGUGCAUCUAAUACAACAGACACUCAGGUCGAUAGCAUCGUGGAUCCCACGUUAGACCUGGAUAUUCAAGAACUAGCCAGUCUUACUACAGGCGGAGGAGAUUUGGAGAAUUUUGAAAGACUAUUUUCAAAGUUAAAAGAAAUGAAAGACAAGGCUGCGACGCUUCCUCACGAGCAAAGAAAGUUGCAUGCAGAAAAGGUGGCCAAAGCUUUCUGGAUGGCAAUUGGGGGAGACAGAGAUGAAAUUGAAGGCCUUUCAUCUGAUGAAGAACACUAAAUUAUUCAUGCUAGGGCUUGACUAACAAAGACCCUAGCUCUCUCUACCUGAGAUACUUCCCUACUCAACCCAGUCAUCUUUUGCUGAACUCCCCAUCAUCAUUUUGGCCGCCUGACUUGUUUAUAGGCUUGUUUAUAUCUUGCUUGAUUUUUUUUUUUUUUUUCUUUUUGCGGUAUGCGGGCCUCUCACUGCUGUGGCCUCUCCCGUUGCGGAGCACAGGCUCCGGAUGCGCAGGCCCAGCGGCCACGGCUCACGGGCCCAGCCGCUCCGCGGCAUAUGGGAUCCUCCCAGACCGGGGCACGAACCCGUAUCCCCUGCAUCGGCAGGCGGACUCUCAACCACUGCGCCACCAGGAAGGCCCUAUAUUUUUUUUCUUUUUCUUUCUUUUCUUUUCUUUUUUCUUUUCACUAUUCUGAAGGUCUUUGAGACUAUAGUUUACCAUCAUUCCAUCAGUGUUUCUUUGAGGUGACUGCAUCAGCCAUUGACUGGGAAUAUAAGGGAAGCUGGCUCUGGGGUUGCAAGAUGAAAGGUGGAACAUAUUUUUCUUAAAACAUGAAAGGUUUCAGAAAAUACAUUAGGUCACGUGGUUAGGGAAAACAGACUAGAAAAAGCUGUGAACUUGAUUUUGUGGAUUAAACAAAGCCAGGUGAUUAAAAUGUGAUUUAUUUAUAAA